Molecule: messenger RNA, 285 nt
Organism: Trichomonas vaginalis G3
Lineage: Eukaryota; Parabasalia; Trichomonadida; Trichomonadidae
Product: protein of unknown function, DUF4106 family
Exons: 1
Coding region: 1-285 (94 amino acids)
Source: RefSeq, a predicted model, not a curated record
AUGUGUCGAAUUCUUAAGAAGCUCAGACACUUUAACAUCUCAGUUGUCAUUUGUGUACAGACAGCAAAGAGUUUAAGUAAGGAUGUAAAGAGAAUACUUACUGAUAUCAUACUUUUCCCUGGAUUGUCCGAAGACGAUUUCAUGGAACUUAUGAAAGAGUCCAUGGCAGGUAAGUUUGACAGACAUGAACUCUGGGAGAAGUACAAAGUCAUACAAGACCCUCAUACUUCUUUCAGAAUUCACAUCUACGCGAACAAAGUUCAAAUUGUAAAAAGUCAAGCUUGA